AUGGAACAAGGGUUCGAGUUCCGCCGUGACCUCGAGCAGCUCGUCCAUGACGGCGUCUUAUCGUCUUGUCGUAAGGCUCAGCGUAUUCGUUUUCGUCCAGGCGUUUUAUCUCUUUCUUCGUCUGAACCUGCAGACGUUCAAUGGCAAGAACGGAGUAAAAAGAAGCUGGCAAAAGUGCUGCGUUCAUUAUGUGACGACUAUGGAACGUCUCGGACGUUAAGUAGAGAAGCGCUUUUGUAUACGAAUUCAUUGGAGGACGCAUUGAGUUUCUUGGUGUUGCAACACACGAGUGACGAAUUGCCAUUGACGUUGCGGGCACAGCCGACGCAGGUACCGAGUGCUCAAGAAGAGACGGACAAGGAAUAUGGCGAGUUAGUGGCGACAGUAAAUGCUGUUAUAAAGGGGACAGAUGAAGUAGGACAGAAGGAAAAGAAGAAGGAGACAAAACCAGUGGGACAAAAGGAGACAAAAGACGUGGGACAGAAGGAGAAGGAGACAAAAGACGUGAGACAAAAGGAGACAAAAGACGUGGGACAGAAGGAAAAACAGACGAAAGCGUUGUCGUGGACACAACAAUAUGUGCUGAAUAUGGCAGUACGAGAGGAAGAGCUCGCUCGACAAGAAGCACAAGUGACACCCGAGAUGAAAGAAGUGACAGAGCUCGAGAGACGGUACCAUGAGCUAGUAGCGGCCUUGAAUCGUUUAAAAGAACGGAAGAAUAAGAAGAAACCAAAGAGUGGCGACAAGCAAAAGACACGUGAACUGAAUGAUAAAGUGCUGGAUACUCGACGACAAUUAGUAGCUCGUGGAUGGAGAGAUUUAAUGCAACAGGAGAAAGACAUGAAGAAGAACGAUACGAUGAUGGAAAAGAUGGAAAAGAUAGAAAAGAAGGCAGAGGUUGCUGACGAGAGAGAUGAUUUGGUUACGGAAAAGACAGAGACAUUGUCUUUGUUGAAUCUGGUGAUAGAAGAUGCUGAUAGUGAAUUGAUGGCAUUAGCUCAUGGAACAACGGAAGAGAAAGAAGAGGUACAGGAGAAGGAGAAUGUAGUGAAGGAGCAUUUUUGUCCUGUUGUUCAAGCGCAAGAUAACGAGAAUGACGGUGACGGCGGCUUGUUUGGGCUCUUAGAGGAGGCUGAAUUUACUGUGGUAAGUGCUGAGGAGAUUAAGAAAAGUGCAGCAGUCGACACGGCAGCAAUUAUUGCGAUCCAGGCAGCGGCUGACCUUGCAGUGUCAAAGGGUAAGAAGGGCAAAGGAAGCAAAAACAAGAAAGGUCGCAAUAUGCUGAAGGUCCAAGCGGCGGCGGCUCAAGCUGCUCAGGCUCAAGCUGUGGUGGCGGUGCCAUGGACUGGAAAGUUGCCACGCGAUCAUUUGGAACAGCACUGCCGAAAAAAUGGGCUACAAAAACCGCAAUACAAGAAGUUGCCCCGUCCACCAGGCGGAGGACACUUGUAUUCUGUAAUUCUAGGCAACAAAAAUUGUGGAAAAGAAGAGAUCACUGUGAGAGAUGCUCGUGAUGCAGCUCAGGGUUUUGAUUCCAUUGCAGAUGCAAAGGAUGCCGUAUCUACAAGUGCAUUAUUUGAGCUAGUACCGGAUCUGCCACUAUAUCGAGUGCUGCCUCGAUUGUACCGUGACAUGUGGCAGCAGUGGACAAAGGAGCUUCAACAAAGUGAGGCAGCAGCGGCAGCCGCUGAUCGGGAUGAACACGACGAAUUCCUAACCGAAAUCUAUAACGCUGUUCCCAAGGAGAUUGCUGAAAAGUUGGCAGUCGUAGAGGUAGCAGAACCAGCUCUAAAGCACCCGUCUCGCAGUCUAAAGAAGGACGCUGAAGUUUGUGGCAGUACUUUGAAGGAUUGGAGUGUCGAUGACUGGGAAGCCGACUUAUCUGAUGAGGAGAAUGCAAAUGCAAACGAGUCUACAUGUGAUGAUGUUACGGCGUCUAUGGAAAUAGAAGAAGAAAGUGAAAGUGACCGAAGUGCCGCAUCGAAGCUGUCUUGCCAACUACGAGCGCAGUUGCAGAAACAAAUGCGCUCAAGCGGGUACCGGUUCAAACUGAAGCAACGUGAGUCUCUGCCCAUUGCAUCGUUCAAGAAGCAAAUUGUCGAGAUGCUUUCCGACCGUGAUGUGAUCCUAAUAUCCGGCGAAACUGGUUGUGGUAAAAGUACCCAGGUACCGCAGUUCUUGCUCGAGGACCUACUACUUUCUGAAGCAGGAGGCGCUCGCGGUCAAAUUGUGUGUACUCAGCCUCGCCGACUUGCUGCUAUUAGUCUGGCCGAACGAGUGUCUGAAGAGCUGGGUGAGUCAAACAUGGGUACAGGUGACUCACUUACAGGCUUUCAAAUCCGUCUUGAGACGCGCAUGACUUGUCGUACACGUCUACUCUUUUGCACCACUGGUAUCUUGCUGCGCAAAAUGCAGGACCCACGCACGUUAGGCAAGGAGGUAAGCCAUGUGAUUGUAGAUGAAGUGCAUGAACGCGACCUCCAGAGCGACGUGCUGCUGGUCAUGCUGCGUCAGUUCCUAGCAAAAGGCAACGCGGCAAGGCGCCGACAGUUUGGAGGCACGUUGCCACCGCUAAAAGUAAUUCUUAUGAGUGCUACGCUCAACGCUGCAAGCUUCCAGGAGUACUUUGGUGGAGCCACGGUAUGCCCGAUGAUUGAAGUGCCUGGUCGAACCUUCCCCGUGGAGCAGUUUUAUCUUGAAGAUGUGCUUGAAAAGACCCAGUUUGUUGUGGAUGAGGAGUCCCCCGCUUACGUGCCAGUCUAUGAUAGCAGCUCGGACAGGCAGUCGACGCAAGUUACUAUCUCAGGCCGCGGGGGUACGUCCCACACACAGCAGAUCUCAUGGACCACAACUUCCUUUUCCAAGAUGACAGCAAAGGAUCCACAAAAGUUGCUAGCUGAAAAGUACAGUGCGUCAACGCUGCUUGCUUUAGAGCGCAUCGAUCCUUCAGUUGUCAAUUACGAGCUCAUUCAAGCACUUUUGGAGCAUAUCACUACGGAAACGGAUUUAUUGUCAUUGUCGGGAGAAGAUGCUCAACGGAAGGGGAAAAGUGCGUCGGUGCUCGUGUUUCUUCCAGGUCUUCAGGAAAUCACUACAUUACUGGAUAUUCUUGAAGGCAGCCGACUACUACGUCAUGAUCAGCAUGGUCGCGAAUUUGAGUUUCUGCCGCUUCACUCAUCACUUUCAGCACAGGAUCAGCAACUUAUCUUUCGUCAGCGCCCAGGUGUUGUUCGGGUAAUCGCAGCAACUAACAUUGCAGAAACAUCAUUGACAAUUGAUGACGUUAAGGUUGUGAUUGAUACUGGACGCGUGAAGCAAAUGAGCCAUGAUGCCCAGCGCCGUACAAAUAUGCUUGAUGAGAUUUGGGUAGCGCGUGCUAAUGCUAAGCAGCGUGCUGGUCGUGCAGGUCGCACUAGUGGCGGCACGUGUUUUCGUCUUUUCCCGCAGUCGGUGUUUUAUUCCGUCAUGCUCGAGCAACCCGUGCCUGAGAUCCGGCGUGCACCAUUAACAUCGCUCUGUUUACAGAUAAAGACGUUCGGUGUGGGAGAAAAUGAUCAGAAGGAAAGUUGUGGCGAGUUCCUCCGAACAUGCUUAGACCCACCUGAUGAUGCCAGUAUUUGUGAUGCGCUGGAGGAACUUUUUGAAAUUGGUGCACUGAACCGCGAGAACGAAGAACUUACAACAUUAGGUGCACACUUGGCUAGACUUCCAGUCGAUGUAAAAGUAGGUAAACUACUUCUCCUUGGAGCGCUUUUCGGAGUCUUCGAUACUGCAAGUACCUGUGCCGCUGUGCUGGAGACGAAAUCACCUUUUGUCGCUCCGUUCGGUCGACAAACCGAAAUGAAGCAGGCUCGUCAGAAAUUUGCUGUUGGUGCCAGUGAUUUGCUCACAGAUGUGAACGCUUUCGAUGCCUGGCGCUACGUUGUUCAACAUAGCAAAACUAGCGGAGUGACCGAGAAGAGCUUUUGCCACGACAAUUUUCUAAGCCACCGAGCGUUGCGUGAGCUGAGCAAGCUCAAACGUCAGUUUCGAUGGCUUGUGGCACAGCUUGGUUUCUUGCCGCCAUCUGAUCCUGCAGAAGAUGAGCGGAUGACACUCCAGCAGUUGGCGACGAUAUCAGCUGUCCUCUAUGCUGGUCUAGCCCCCAAUCUGGUCCAUGCCGAGCCGCCGAUGGCGCAUGGUCCAAAGCGUGCAGUAUUACGCGAACGUGACCACUCCAUUGUUGUAGUGCAUCCAGGCUCGGUCAACUACAAAGUGGCUGCUUUCCAUGCAAGCAACUUUCUCACAUAUGCAGUAAAGCUGCACACGUCGCAGGUGUAUCUUCCGUCGUCCAGCCUUGUGCUACCCUUGGCCAUUUGUCUGUUUAGUCAUGGAUUAGAGCUACUCCCACAACUGCGGCGAAAGGACAAGGAUGGCAAUGAGACAAUUGCCUUGCGGGUGAAUGACUGGGUAGUAUUUCACACAUCCUUCCGCUCGUCUGUUUUGUUGCAGGAAUUGCGCGAUGCGGUUCUCCAACUCGUUGAUGUCAGCCUUCAAGCACCACCGUAUGCACGCGGUGCCAAUGUUGAAUCGAAGGUGAAGAAAAGAGAGCGGGAGGAACUAGUUGACGUGUUGCGCGUGCUCUUCCUCGCUGAAUACGAAGAGCGUGACCCGAACAAAUGCUUGUCUAGCCACUUGUGCGCUAGACAGCAUAAAUAG
Molecule: messenger RNA, 4698 nt
Organism: Peronospora farinosa
Lineage: Eukaryota; Oomycota; Peronosporomycetes; Peronosporales; Peronosporaceae
Source: the annotation of a GenBank genome assembly